Aplysia californica (California sea hare) is the source of this 2206-nucleotide messenger RNA. Its product is annotated as protein BUD31 homolog. The transcript has 4 exons. Lineage: Eukaryota; Metazoa; Mollusca; Gastropoda; Aplysiida; Aplysiidae. The record is from RefSeq and is a predicted model, not a curated record. Gene Ontology annotation, cellular component: nucleus; spliceosomal complex. The coding region runs from base 183 to 617 and encodes 144 amino acids. Gene Ontology annotation, biological process: mRNA splicing, via spliceosome.
CACAAACUGUGCGAUACUUCAGUUUCAUCGUUUCAUUCUGAUCUUGCCAAGAUAGAUUCUCGUGUAUUGUGUUUUCCACUUGACGGACGUGCCCGAGAACAGUCGCAAGCCAACGACAAGACAACGUCAAGAAGAAUUCUAAUUUUUCCCAGUCCCAGCUAAGCGAAGGUAUAUUUAGAGUCAUGCCAAAAGUGAAAAGGAGUAGAAAGCCACCCCCUGAUGGCUGGGAACUUAUCGAACCAACGUUGGAUGAGCUGGACCAAAAAAUGAGAGAGGCUGAAACGGAGCCCCAUGAAGGCAAAAGGAAAGUGGAGGCCUUGUGGCCUAUAUUCCGGCUGCAUCAUCAAAAGUCCAGAUACAUCUAUGAUCUCUUCUACCGCAGAAAGGCUAUCAGCAGAGAACUCUACGAGUACUGCCUGAAGGAGAACAUCGCUGACAAGAAUUUGAUUGCCAAGUGGAAGAAGCAGGGUUAUGAAAACCUUUGUUGUCUUCGUUGCAUUCAGGCUAGAGACACAAAUUUUGGUGCCAACUGCAUUUGUCGGGUUCCCAGAUCAAAACUUGAAUCUGGCAAGAUUGUGGAGUGCGUUCACUGUGGAUGUCGGGGCUGCUCAGGAUGAAGGAGGCAAAGGCAGCGGGAACAGUUUCUUCGUGUACAUAAUUCCAUUGGAAUAUUUUUUCCCUUUGAUGAUGUCUCUAUGUUGUGGUUUUGAACAGCGACAAGAAGAUUAUUGUCGCCCUUGUGAUGGCACCAGCUAACCCUGAAAAAUUUUUUAUUUUUUUUUCGAAUUGAUGGUAAAUUAUCCAUUUCAUAUUCUCAGUCAAAGACUAGUUUGAAUUUUGUGUACAGAUGCUACUAAAACAUUAUAAAGCCAGCCAUCAGGUUGGUUAAGGUUUUUGCUUCUCCUGUAAAAUUUACUUUGCUGCUGAAGUUAACUGAUUUUAUCACAAGGCCGACGUUGUGCUGUUUGAAAAUACAAUGUUAACACAAAGGCCCUCUUGGAUGGGAAGAAAUCUCAUGCCAUGAUGGGCGAGGCAGCAAUCACUGGGUUUUCUGAGUCUAGUGUUUUCGAACCAGUGACAUGAUUUUUGAAGUUCACAUAAAAUAAAAAAUUUAAUCAGGGAAGAGUGUUGAAGCCACUCUUCUUAGAGACAUCUGGCUGUGGUAAAAAAAAAAAAACCUUAAAAAUUAGUGCCUCUUUUAGCUUUUAAGAAUUUUGUAAAUGUCACCAGUUGGUGUGAUGAAAUAGGAUGUUGCCAUGUUGACUUUGUCAGAUUUUCUCACUCUUUAUAACAAUAAUAGUUCAUCCGUCAAUGUCGGAUGAUGAUCGAUACAUCUGAAGAAGAGAAUAUUUCUUAAAGAGAAAUAGAAGAAAUAAGGAUUAUGAUGGUUUGUGGCUUCUGCUAUGGCCAAUAGGACAAAUUCUGUCAGGUGUCAGGGAACAGUUUACCAUAUUUUGAAUUCCACUUGGGGAUGUACACAGCUUGUGGGCUUCUCUCUUGGCUUUAGCAUCUCUAAUUCGUGAAGCCUCAUAUGAUUUGCUGCCCACUCAAUAACUGUUAAUUUUAAUGCCACCUUCUUUCAGGCAGCUCAGAACUCAUAAUCCAGUUUUGGUAUUUAGCACUACUUACAGUGCUUGGUGCAAAUUUUUCAUAAAUAAAUGGCGGAUGACAGGAGUUAUUAUACACUCUUGGGAGAACUGAACUGACUGUGAGGUAGUGCUCCUGUUGUUGUUUUUGUGUAACUUUUUCCAGAUGAAAGGAUUUGAGUGACAGUGUUACCUUUACUUCUUCCUGAUUCUUUUUACUAGUGACAUGCUCUUCAUAAAUUUAAAGAUGUUUCAGACUUACAUCGUUAUAGGCCAGGUGCUUUGCUGCUGCACGUAGAAGACCAAUCCUUCUCGGCACUGAUUGAGCUCUAACAGGCAGGCCAGGUCAAAGCCCACCUCCUGAAUUAUCCAAAGUGUGUCGCUGUAAUCAGCAGGGUGCCACAAGUACAUUGUCUUUUUUAGUGUUGCCCCAUUUUUAAUAAAACUGCUUGGACAUAAUUCUGUGAAUACUUGAAAAUUAGCUUUCUUGAACUUUCCUGUCGUAGGAUUUCUUAUUUUUCUUUUUAUCUAAUGCUAUGAAAGGGGGUUAUAAUGACAUGUGUGCUCAGGGUAUGUGCUUAUGUAUUCUGAAGGUAAAUAAAAAUGUUGUCAUUUGUGUA